Oryza brachyantha (malo sina) is the source of this 2540-nucleotide messenger RNA. Its product is annotated as SRSF protein kinase 2-like. Gene Ontology annotation, molecular function: ATP binding; protein kinase activity. Lineage: Eukaryota; Viridiplantae; Streptophyta; Magnoliopsida; Poales; Poaceae. The record is from RefSeq and is a predicted model, not a curated record. Gene Ontology annotation, biological process: regulation of mRNA processing; spliceosomal complex assembly; protein phosphorylation. The transcript is spliced from 6 exons. The coding region runs from base 169 to 2265 and encodes 698 amino acids.
UAAUUCCCAAAUAAAUAAAACGGCCCAUCGAGCCGCGGUGAGCAGCGAGGGCGAGAGACGGCGAGCGCCACCACCGCCGCCACCACCACCACCACCAAAAAAGCAGCGCGGCGCGCCCCCAAAACCCUAAUCCGCGCGCCCAGAUCUAGGGCUCCCCUCCCCCGCGCGAUGGCGGAGGCGAAGGCGACGAGGCGGCGGGCGGAGGAGGCGGCGGCCGAGGAGGAGGCGAUGGAGGCCGGGGCGGAGACGGAGGGGGACAGCAGCGACUACACGUCGGAGGACGAGGGCACGGAGGACUACCGCCGGGGAGGAUACCACGCCGUCCGCGUCGGGGACUCCUUCAAGCAGGGCGCCUACGUCGUGCAGUCCAAGCUCGGAUGGGGGCACUUCUCCACGGUCUGGCUCGCCUGGGAUACCAACCACUCCAGGUAUGUGGCGCUGAAGGUGCAGAAGAGUGCGCAGCACUACACAGAGGCGGCCAUGGAUGAGAUCAAGAUCUUGAAGCAGAUUGCCGAUGGUGAUCCUGAUGACUCCCGGUGUGUCGUUAAGCUUCUUGACCAUUUCAAGCACUCGGGCCCUAAUGGGAACCAUGUGUGCAUGGUAUUUGAGUUUCUUGGCGAUAACUUGCUGACCCUAAUAAAGUACACGGACUACCAUGGAAUUCCACUUCCAAUGGUUAAGGAGAUAUGCCGACAUGUGCUCAUUGGCCUUGACUACCUCCACCGCACGCUUUCAAUUAUUCACACUGACCUUAAGCCUGAGAAUAUAUUGCUUGUAUCCACUAUUGAUCCCUCAAAAGACCCCCGGAAAUCAGGUGUGCCGCUGGUGGCACCUUCUGCUAAAACUGAUGAUCCACCUCCAAAGGCACCUGCAUCAUCAGUGAAUGGUGGCCUCACCCGGAACCAAAAGAAGAAGAUUCGGAGGAAAGCCAAGCGUGCAGCCGCUGCAACUUCAGAAGGAAGUGGGGCUGUUGCAUCUGGGGACACCGAUGGGUCAGAUGAUAGGGGAAAUUCGAGUACGGCAAAUGAGGGUAGUCCUAAUCAGGAUGGAGAGAAGAAAGAAGAAGCGGAAAGAAGUAGACGGGGUAGCAAAGGGAUCAGGAGAAAAAUGGCAAUGGAGGCUGACCUUAAGUGCAAACUGGUAGACUUUGGAAAUGCAUGUUGGACAUACAAGCAGUUUACAAGUGAUAUCCAAACAAGACAAUACAGAUGCCCUGAGGUGAUACUGGGAUCCAAGUAUUCUACAUCUGCCGACUUGUGGUCCUUUGCAUGCAUAUGCUUUGAGCUUGCCACAGGAGAUGUGCUAUUUGAUCCACACAGUGGUGACAGUUAUGACAGGGAUGAGCAGGAUCACCUUGCACUGAUGAUGGAGCUAUUAGGAAUGAUGCCUCGAAAGAUUGCCUUGGGUGGUCGAUAUUCACGUGAGUUCUUCAAUCGUUAUGGGGAUUUGAGGCACAUUCGGCGCUUGCGGUUCUGGCCUCUCAACAAGGUGCUGGUUGAGAAAUACGAGUUCAGUGACAGAGAUUCAAAUGACAUGGCAGAGUUUCUCGUUCCCAUACUUGAUUUUGUUCCUGAAAAGCGUCCUUCAGCUGCUCAACUGCUUCAGCAUCCAUGGCUUGAUGCUGGGCCGCUUCGCCGGCAGCCUAAAAGGCUACCAGACCUGACACAGAAUUCGGCAGAGGUAGAUGGCGUUUCAGAGAAACAGAGGAUUGAGAAUGAAGAGAGAGAUGCGAUGGCUGUGGAGUUGGGGAACAUUGCCAUAGACGGUGCUUCAUCCAAGACAUCUGAAGACCCCCAAGCAAGUACUAUGCAAAAUAAAACAAAUGUGACCUCUGCUAAGAAGAGCUCCGGCAAGGUCCGGCGGUUCGCGUUCGGGACGACGGCGAGGUACGCGCUGCACGCCGUCAACCGGAAGCUCGCUCCCGGUGACCCGGCGGCGCUGCACGUCGAGGCUGUGAAGGACGGCGAGGAGCCCGUCGGCUUCGGCCCCGCCGCGCCGCUCGCCGAGUUCGGCGACGGCUGGAAGCUGCAGACCAUCACCGAGCAGGACGCGCCGGGGUACUACCAAACGCCGGCGUUCGACGCGCAGAGACGAGAUGAAACGAAGCAGCCGGCGAAGAAUCCUCACAAGGAGACGAUGGCCGCCUACAUCACCAAGAUCGUGCUCGCGUUCGUCUUCAUCUUCUUGCUGGGCGGUCUGUUCACCUACCUGCUCGAGACGCUCCCGGACAAGUUCCAGCCUGCACCUGUACCUGAACCUUUGUAGAAUCGUUACUAACUCGCUGAUGAGAAUGCAGCACAAAUGUAUCGUUUAUUUUCAGUGAUUUUUGCCUCCUUGACAAGGAUAAAGUUUGCUGUUUUGAACCUCGUACGGCGGAUAGAUGCACAACUUCUCUUAUGUUGUUUCCGUGCAACGUCAGUCUGGAGUACUACGUAUUUUGUUUUCCCCUCGAUGUGAAAAAAAAUAUUGCUUUCUCCAAGAAUCUCCAGAGAGUUAUACAGAUUCCAAAUGCAAAACCACGGGACAGAAAGGUGCAGAUU